AUGGCUCUUCUGUGGCUCCUGGCUGUUCCAGCCAUUGCGGCGAAGAAGAACCAGAGUGAUGGGGACGAUUCCGCCAUGCUCUUCUUCCUCUUGGCCAUGCUUAGUUGCCUCCUGCUGCCCUGGACGUUGGCGGUGCUUUGGUAUUUCCUCUUCCCUGGACAUGCCGAGGUGGCCAAGGCAUUCCCUACGACCAUUGAAGGGAGCCGCGUGAGGCUCUGCAGUACCCAGGCGAUGCAGGAACGUCGUGAAGCUGACAUGCGCCGGCUGAAGUCCCGCCAUAUCUCUGCGGGCUUCGCAUCGCAGCGCGGCGAGUUUAAGCGACUGGUUCUGCUUGUGCUUUUGUGGUGCUGGCUUCUCUACAUUGUGGUGCAGGUGCGGCAAGUGCUGGCGACCAGCGCGCUGUACCAAAACUUUGAUCCCUAUGCAAUUUUGGAAGUUGGAGGAACAUCUUCCAGCUCACAGAUCAAGAAGGCCUUUCACAAGCUCUCACUAAAGUAUCACCCGGAUAAGAACCCCGAUACAGCCGCCGCAGAGAAGUUUAUUCUCAUCAAGAAGGCCUAUGAUGCCCUUACAGAUCCUGUGGCCAAGCGCAACUACCGUCUCUAUGGCAAUCCCGAUGGACCCACGCGGGUGGAACUCAGCGUGGCGUUGCCUUCGGUGGACAAGGAGAAGCAGGGUUUAGUCCUGGUCCUUUUCCUGUUACUCUUUGUGAUUGGAGUGCCCCUGACCUUAUUGUAUUGCAUGCAGUCGACCAGCAUCGAUCAAAAUGGACUGCCACGGAUUACCAACGAGGUCUUGCAGAAUGGUUUAGGGGACACCAUGGACGUCAGAGCAGUGCAGGAGCUCUUACUCCGUGCCAGUGCCGGAGAGACCAAGGCACGGGACGACCACGCAGAUCUGCGAAAGCAGCUUUCUGCGGCCGGCGCGACCUUUGUUCGCAAACGCCCUGAAGAUGCAGAGGAUGAAGCGCGGCUCCAACAAGCGGAAGCACUGUUCUGGGCCCAUCUCCUCCGGCGGACAGAUCUGCUGGAGAUAGAUCUGCUGGAGCCAGCUUUGAUGCACUGGGAGAUGACGUGUAAAGCAUUGCUACAGCUUGCUGCCAAGAAAGGCUUUUCCCAGACGCUUCAUAGCACCCUGGACGUCUUCCGGGGCCUAGUGCAGGCGAUUGAGCCUUCGGGAAAAGGUGCAGGGGCCUUGUUGCAGAUUCCGCACUUCACCUCUGAGCAAGUGCGGAUGUGGCAGAAGCGGAACAAGAAGUACGCCACAUUUCCGACCUUCCUCUCGAUGCCGUCACAGGAGCGAAGCACCGCCUUGUCAACGGAGGAACUGGGCCUGACUGGCAAUCAGCGAGCCGAUAUCGAGGAGUUCGUUGCUUGUGCUCCUCAGAUGCAAAUCCAGGCCUCUCGCGUCUUUGUACAAGGUGAAGAGGAGAUUUGCAUCGGUGACGUAGCUACGCUCGAGCUGAGGCUUCUGCGCGCCAAUCUCCCUGAGGGCGAGGCCAUUGGAUCAGCACAUACACCGCACUUUCCCAGUGCUCAGGUCAGAGAAGCUUGGUGGGUAACCUUUCGCCUGCCUGGCAGGGGCAAAAGUGGUGUUAGUGUGUGUUCAAGGAUUGCAGACGGCUCCAGAGAGUUUGUGGCCCACAUCCGCUUCCGAGUGCCAUUGGCUGGAAAGUGCCGACUCAGGUUGACCUUGUCCUGCGAGGCUUAUGCAGGCAGGACAUGA
This is a messenger RNA of Cladocopium goreaui, 1725 nucleotides long. Lineage: Eukaryota; Dinophyceae; Suessiales; Symbiodiniaceae. The record is from the annotation of a GenBank genome assembly.